Penicillium bovifimosum is the source of this 1308-nucleotide messenger RNA. RefSeq names its product NAD(P)/FAD-dependent oxidoreductase. The coding region runs from base 1 to 1308 and encodes 435 amino acids. NCBI's taxonomy places the organism in Eukaryota, Fungi, Ascomycota, Eurotiomycetes, Eurotiales, Aspergillaceae. The transcript has 2 exons. The record is from RefSeq and is a predicted model, not a curated record. Gene Ontology annotation, molecular function: flavin adenine dinucleotide binding; saccharopine oxidase activity; sarcosine oxidase activity.
AUGGGCAUCUCCAAGCGCGAUCCGAUCAUUAUUGUUGGUGGAGGUGCCUUUGGGCUCUCGACUGCUCUGCAUUUGACUCGCUCCGGCUUUACCGAUAUCUCUGUUUUCGAAAGAGACGACCAUAUCCCUCCCCGAUACUCAGCCGCCAAUGAUCUGAACAAGAUUGUGCGUGCAGAGUAUGAGGAUCCAUUCUACACGGACUUGACGAUUAAAGCCAUCGCCGCAUGGAAGACCCCUCUUUUCGCACCCCACUUCCAUCAGACAGGAUUCCUCCACUGCGUCUCUGGCGAGGCACCCCAAAAGGCUAUCGACACUCUCAAUAGGUUCCGCGCCUCAGCAGAUGGUAACGAGCAGAUCAAGCCUCACGUCGUGCCUCUCAAAGACCAGAACGACAUCCGUCAAGCCUGUUGGCAGCUCAACGGCCCAUUGCCCGGCUGGACCGGAUACCUCAACCGCUUCGACGGGUACGCUCACUCCGGCAACGCGCUGGCAGGUGUCCACCGGGCCGCCCAGGCAGCAGGCGUGCGAUUCUAUCUCGGGAUGCACGGUGCAGUCGACGAAAUCGUCUAUGUCAGCACCCUGCAAGGCAAGAAGAGCUCCGGGAUCCGCACGAAGGACGGAAAAUUCCACCCGUCCUCCCUGGUCAUCGUCGCUGCUGGCGGUGCUGUGGGCCGUCUGGUACCGGAGAUCGGCAAGAAGGUCGUGGCGAAGUCGUGGUCUGUUGCGCAUGUGCAUUUGACAGAUGAAGAGACCUCAGCAUUGCGCGGAAUUCCGGUCACGUAUGCGCGUGAUCUGGGGUUCCUGUUUGAACCGGAUCCUCGGACUAAUUUGUUGAAGAUCUGUCCUAUGGGUGGCGGGUAUGUUAAUACUGAUCCUGAGACGGGGGUUUCGCAUGCUCCAGCGACUCUGGAAGAAAGUGCGUUUGUGCCUGAGCAUGAUGAGGCGCAGAUGAGGAAAUUGCUUGCGCACACUCUGCCGGCUCUUGCUGGGCGGCCGCUGGUGAAGAAGUCCCUUUGUUGGUUCGCUGAUACUGAUGACUCGGACUUUAUCAUUGAUUAUGUGCCUGAGACUUCGUCUUCGGUUGUUAUCUUGUCUGGUGAUUCUGGGCAUGGGUUUAAGAUGUUUCCAAUCUUUGGAUCGUGGGUUUUCGGGUUAAUCCAAGCUGGCCGGCAAAGCGAAGCACGGUGGAGGUGGAAGUAUAGCAACUCCGAUAAGGAAAAGGAGAACUGGGGCGGCGAUGUCAGCUGGCGUAUUGGGGAGUCGAAGGAGCUUUCCGAGAUUCGGCCUGGUGUAUCGGCUAAGCUAUAG